Molecule: messenger RNA, 2415 nt
Organism: Rattus norvegicus (Norway rat)
Lineage: Eukaryota; Metazoa; Chordata; Mammalia; Rodentia; Muridae
Source: RefSeq, a predicted model, not a curated record
UGUAACAGAUUUCGUCUUUUUUUUUUUUUCUUAGCUUUUCUAUUUCUGUCCAACCCCGUAGGCACAGGCUGUCUUAUGAGAUACUCGAUGACUCAUAGUGAACAAUAAGAAAUUAGAGUAAGUUGCAUGUCCAUGUAAUUCAGUAUAUUAUUCUGUAGCAAUGGAGGGUUCAGCUAAAUUUAUGAUAACAUUAUUAUAAGGAAUGUUUUACAGAGAUGAUAGUAAUAGCAAGACGAGAUCAGUCUCACUUCUUGAAGACACUGGUUUUGACAUGUCUUCGAGAAUUUCUGUUAAUCUGGUUGUUUGAAAGAACACAUUAUAGUUCAUUCCAUGUCUGGUGACUUAUUUUUAAUCUAUAAAAGGAUGUGGACUAACUGUUGUUGGGCCUGCACCUUACGUAUAUUUGGGGACUUCUUUAAAUUUUCAAAUUACAGACUUUUACAUAGAAUUCUUGUCAACUACAGUCCUAAAGUUAAGUUGCCUUGAAUUCAGCAAUGAAUCUGUGCCCAUUGCAAAGAACACAGUGGAUUUAAUGUGUCAUAAGUAAGGCAGCUACAAAAUGCCUCAAAUUUCUCAACAAAAUGAAAAAGUUAUAUAAAAAGUGCCACUGAUUGUCACCUGCUUAUAAUUCCCUGUUUGAGGUAAGUGUGGUGCAAUUUCUAUUUGGGAAAAUAUUAGGGAAAAAAAAGCAGGCAUUCCAAAACUCUCAAGUCCUCUACAACAUUGCUAAGUUGGCUCUUAAGGGAGAACAGAUGUCACGUCACUGAUGGGGCCAAGAUUCGGAACAGGAAAAGUCUAAAUAAUGCCAUCUCACCAUACCCAAGGACAGAAGUAAAAGUAAAAUGCUUUCAUUUCAUGACAAGAGCCAUGGUCUUAAGGAUAAAAAUAAGCUAGGGUUACUAUUUUUCAGAGAGAAUACUCAGUGAGGGGGUGGCAAAACACUUUUGAAGUUAGAUCAGAUUUUCUAAGAAACAAGUCAUCAUAUUACAAGGAGCUUUAAGGUCCUUAAAAUGGCUGAACACAACCAGUAAACGACGAGUGAAGUUUUUUUUGGGGUGUGGGGGGGCUGCUAAAAAAAGAUGAGUCAAAUUUACCUCAGCAGUGGCUGGCUUGAAGUGCCGUGGGGAGAUGGUGACUUAGGAUCCUGGGCAGAUCGAUCACCACUGCAUGAAGCUGCAAGUCAAGGUCGUCUUCUUGCUCUGAGGACAUUAUUAUCACAAGGUUAUAACGUAAAUGCAGUAACUAUAGACCAUGUCACUCCACUCCAUGAAGCCUGCCUGGGUGACCAUGUGGCAUGUGCAAGGACUCUCCUGGAAGCUGGAGCUAAUGCAAACGCAAUCACAAUAGAUGGCGUGACUCCCUUGUUCAACGCAUGCUCACAAGGCAGUGCAAGCUGUGCAGAGCUCCUUUUGGAGUAUGGUGCCAAAGCCCAACUGGAGUCCUGUUUUCCAUCUCCAACACAUGAGGCUGCCAGCAAAGGUCACCAUGAAUGUCUCAACGUUUUGAUAGCCUGGGGCGUAGACAUUGACCAAGACAUUCCUCACUUGGGGACUCCUCUUUAUGUAGCUUGUAUGUCACAACAGUUUCAUUGCAUCUGGAAGCUUCUUUAUGCUGGUGCUGAUGUACACAAGGGCAAGUACUGGGACACUCCCUUGCAUGCUGCUGCUCAACAGCCCAGUACCGAAAUUGUGAACUUAUUGAUAGAAUUUGGAGCGGACAUCAAUGCCAAGAACACAGAACUUUUGCGGCCUGUCGACCUGGUGACAUCUAACAGUGCUGUAGAAAGAAUACUUCUUCAACAUGAAGCUACUCCAAGCUCUCUUUGCCAACUCUGCCGACUCUGCAUCCGCAACUACAUAGGAAGACAAAGGUUGCAUCUUAUCCCCCAGAUGCAGUUACCAACAUUGCUUCAGAAUUUCUUACAGUAUCGAUAACACAGAAAAUGGUUUCACUUUCUUGAGGAUUCAAAAUUUUCUAUUUCAUUUUCUUUUUAAAAUAUAGAAUGAUAAGGGUGAUGGUAUGUAUAAGUUCACCCAGGACAGCCAUAAAAUCUCAGUGGAUUUUCAUCUGAAGAAUAUUCAUGGGUAGUGUUUAUCAAUUUUUAUGGUCUUUGGAUUAUGUUUAAAAUAUCUAUACCAUCUUAGCAUUCUUGGUGUAUCUUCUUGAUUUAAAGGAAAGAUUAAAAUUUAUCCAUUUUAUGUUUUUUUAUUAUAGUGUGGGAAACAAAAUUGCAUAGUUUUGCUAAACAUUUAGUCGAAUUAUAAAUUUCAUCCUGUGUUACUUUUUGAAUGAUCUGUAGUCUCAAGUAAUGGGUUAACUGUAAUUUUAGCUAGUUAUUGAUUACCUCUGUGUUUUUAAUAUUGACAUAAAAUUAGAGCAACUAAUAUGCUUUUUGAAAUAAAGAUGACUCAUGUA